Molecule: messenger RNA, 12403 nt
Organism: Lytechinus variegatus (green sea urchin)
Lineage: Eukaryota; Metazoa; Echinodermata; Echinoidea; Temnopleuroida; Toxopneustidae
Product: protein PRRC2C-like
Exons: 23
Coding region: 226-9804 (3192 amino acids)
Source: RefSeq, a predicted model, not a curated record
AACAGCCGAACGCUUCCGCCAUAUUUUAUAUAGCGGAUAUUUCUUGAGAGAAAUUGUCUCUCAAUUGACAUUUUAUCCAUCAAAAUCGACAACAUCAUCUGCUUAUAAGGGUGACGUAGGUCAUCAUUCUUUUCUCCAUUUAUUUUCCUGCAGAGCGAGCAAGGUGGCUUCUUGCACGUUCUGUGGUACCGUGAAUAAGAGCUCCAUGACAGCAGGAAAUGCAGUAUGUCUGACCGCUCAGCAGUGACAAACAAAGGGAAAGAUGGAAAAUCAAAAUACUCUUCCCUCAACUUAUACGAUACUUAUAAAGGAAAAAGCGUAGAACCUCAAAAACAAGCUGUGAGCCAUGGCCGUGGAUUACAAAGUCUUGGCAAAGUGGGCAAUGCCCGUCGUGUGCCUCCUCCAACCAACCUCCCAAGCUUAAGAAGUGAACACAAAGGAAACGACCCUAAUAUUAAUCUUGUACCUGGAACUGGAUCGGGAUGGGGAUCCGAAGAAAAGAAGCCAGAAAAUGCUCAAGAAAGUCAAGCUGCAAAGAGUCAGCCGCAAGCACCUCCUCAGGGACCACCAGUCCAAGAGGACUCACAGUCAGGGAAAUCCUGGCAUCCUCCUGCUCCAAAUGCAUUGCCCAAAGGAGCACCCAAUCAAGUUGGAGCACCACCAAUGAGAGUUGCUCCUCCCCCUUCGCAUCUGGAUCGAGAAUUUCCGUCACUAGGUGUGUCCGGAGAUCAGCCAGCUGCUGCCUCAACCAGCAAAGACUCCUCCGAGAAGGACAAAGACGAUCCCAAAGAGGUCCAGUAUGGACCAGGACCAAGUCUAAGACCGCAAAAUGUAAAGAGCUGGCGAGAAGGCGGCAGCUCGCUGAACAAGUCAGGUGGAACUGGGACGGGGGAGGGUGAGGGGCCUGCCUCAUCGGGUGCAGCCCUAGAUAAAGACCGUCCCAUGAUGCCCCCUCAUGGUAUGCCCCCUCAAGGGAUUAUGAAUGGGGCUCAGGGGAACGCACCCCCUCCGGGCCCUAUGCAACAGCAGUUCAGAGGAAUGAUGCCUCCAUACAUGCAGUUUGGGCCCCGUGGUAUACCCACAGGACCAGGGGGUCCAAGAGGCCCACCCCCACCGAUGAACCCAUACGCCAUGGGUUUCCCAGGGCCCGGCAUGCAGGGACCUCCCCCUAGACAUGGCUUUCCACCACAACAUCAAAAUGCAAUGAUGCCACCGCAGCAGUCUGGACCAAACAGAGGUCCUCCUAGGCAUCAGGGUAGACCUGACAAGCCUCCAGGGAACAAAGAAAAUGUUUCCCGACAAGCCAUUGUUGACAUGAAGCAUCUCAAGGACAUGGAUGAAUUGGCUGCCAGCAAGACAGAGGAAGGGUGGGCGGUGGUCAGCGGUGAGGUGGAUUACUCCGAGAAGCUGGUCUUCAGCGAUGAAGAGGACGAGUCGCCCAAGAAGCGCAGUGAUAAAGGACCAGCACCAAGCAGUCAAGAUGCUUCAAAAGAUAGACAGGAUGGAAGACCAGAUGAAGACUUUAACCAAAGACCUCAGGGAAGAGAUGGGGGUCCUCAUGGCCCACCCAGAGCAGCCUGGGAGCCUAAUGAUAGAGAAGGUGGUGGCCCACCACCUCGGGGACCCCAUCACGGCAGGAUGCCAGCCAACAUGGACCAAACGGAGUGGAAUCGAGCCCCACAUGAGCAGAGAGGGCACCACCAUUCCCAGUCUCAUGGACAAUAUGGUCGCCGGCCGCCCCAUUUCCAAAGGCCACCUCCCAACCACCCUCACGGGAGCAAGGGCCAUUCAAGGCAAGCGGUCGAUGACGAUGAAGACAGAUGGAAGCACCAGAAACAGAUCAAAUCAAGCGAGAUGUCAUCGAACAUCGAACGGGCUCGUCAACGCCGAGAGGAGGAGCAGAAGAAAGAGGAGGAACUGCGGAAAGCCGCCGCCGAAGAGAAACUCAGGCAGCUGAACGAAAGAAUCGCCCGUGACCAGAAGCUGAAAGAAGGAGAGGUCAAAGCUCCUGCUGCGGAGCCACCUCAAAGGGAAAUCCCCAAAGCUGACCCCACCACCACCACUGACCUGCCGAAGGAGAAGCCUGAGAGGGAGGUGGAUAGCCGGGAUAGGGAGUGGGAACGCGAUCGCGAGAGGCAUUGGGAGAGAGACCAUGAUCGGGGUGAAGUGCCUUACUCCAGAGAGGGUAUGGUCAUCAAGAGACAACGAACAGAGAGUGGAAGUAGUGAUGGAUCCAGGCAAGGAAGGGACAGAAGAGAUGGUGGAAAUUACAAUCGUCCUACUGCGCGGAACUUGCCUCCUAGAUUCCUGAAGCAGCAGAAGCAACAACAGGAGCAUGGUCAUCAAACCCAUAGACAAUCCUCCUUCACGCAGGAGCAGCAGUGGCAUGGUCGAGAUGGUGGAAGAGGAAGCUGGGGUGGCAGCGGUCCUACCACACCUACUACUCCUUUUGUUCAAGAACAAAGGCAGCUCCCUCCUGCAAGAAUUCAUAUACAGAGAAGACGCGAGAACUCUGAAACAAGUAAUGAUGGCCAAGAGAAGGGCAACUAUUCACCAGAUGUGAGAGAAGGCGAUACAGCCAUUGGGCAAGCAGUGAUACCAGGAGGUGACAGGGGGUUCCGCAAUCAAAGAAUACCUUCUGAUGCAGCACCUAAAGAAUUCCCAAGGCGUCAAGAGUCUCAAACAGACAUCCAUAGAGGUCAAGAGCCACGGCAUGGUGCGAGACAAGAACAGAAGCAUGAUGGGAUGCAUGAUCAACAAGAUCAAAGACCAGGUCCAAUGCAAGACCAUAGGGUUGAUCAGAAGCAGGACCAAAGACAAGAACAGAGGCCAGAGCCACACCAUGAUCUACAUCAAGAAAAGAGACCAGAGCCACGGCAAGAACAGAGGCAGGACCAUCGGCAAGAUCAUCGGCAGGAUCAGCGAUAUGAUCAUCGGAAUGAUCAAAGGCACGAUCAUAGAUCAGAACCACGCCAAGAGAAAAGGCCAGAUCUGAGGCAAGACCAGAGACUUGAUCAUCGGCAGGAGCAAAGAUCAGAACAUCGGCAGGACAAUAGACCUGAUUUGAGGCAUGAUGCAAGACCAGAGCCGAGGCAAGGGCAACAAGAUCAUAGGCCUGCUGGAAGACAAGAUCAGCGACAAGGAUCUAGGCAAGAACCAAAACAAGAUCAGAAAAUAGAGCGUAGGCCCAGUCGAGAAAAGAUUUCAGGCCAGGCCCCAGAGGUUGCACAAAUAACAAGGCAGUCUAGCCAGGAAGUAUCUACUGCUCCUUCCAGAGUAGAGCAGAAACCAGAGGUGGAAACCCAGGGCCAUGAAAAGAAUGUUGGUAAAGAAGCUAAACCUCCACAAAAUGAAAAGGACAAGCAAAUAAACCCAGCAACAGAUCAUAAAGAAAAAGCACCUGAGCCAUUAAAAACUGUCAAAACCGGGUCAGGUGCGGAUAGAGAUAGGAGACCACAGCGAGAUUCAAAGCCACUCCCGAGCAGUUUAGUUGAUAUGAAAAGCAUAAGUAGAGAUAAGAAUGAGAAGUCUGAUCGCUACGAAAAAGGAAGGAGGAGGGAUAGUGAUCGAGAUCGAGACCGUGAAUCACAUGGAAGAGAAGAGAGGCAAAAUAGAAGAGGAAAUCAUGAGCCAUCAGGAGGACGGGGACCUAGGAAUGACUCGAGGGACACAAAGAGAGUAGAAUCUCAACCUCCAGAACCAAGAGGAGCAUGGAAAGGACAGGAUUCAAGUCAGAAGUUAAAACUUAAAGAACCACCAAAGCCAAGCGAAGGCAUUCAACAAGAAAAGAGUACAGAAAAAGUGGAAGAGAAACCAGCAGCUCAUGUUGAUCAGAAGAGCAAAGCUGUUCUUGAUGAACGGAAAUCUGAGGAAGCUCCAUUAGAUAGAGACACCAAAGACUCUCAAAUUGAAAAGGUUGAAAAGAAAGAUGGUUCUGAGUUUAGAGGAAGUGGGGCAAAACCCAAAGAUCUUGUUGAGAAACCGAAAGCAGAGGAUAGACAUGAGAGGCCACCUCGUGAUCGAAGAGAGGAGCGAGACAUGCGGGAUAGAGGAGGAAGAUCUGGUGGACGUGGUCGAGGUUCAGCUGACUCAAACAGAAGGAGAGAUGAAAGAGGACCUCCUUACAGAAGAGACGACAAGGGUCCUUCCUCCAACAGGAGAGAAAGGGGGCGAUAUGAGGGCAGUAAUCGGGGGAGAAGCUUCAAGCCAUACAGUACCGGCAUUAGAGGAAGAGGCAGAGGAAGAGGAGAAAGAUACGACAGUCGGCAAGGUUAUAGGAAACCAAUGAGGAGAGAAGAGGAGGAAGAAUGGGAUGUAAGCUCAGGUGAUGAGAGUGUUGAAAGGGUUCCAGAACGUAAGGAACAGUCCAAGCACACCGAACUGCCCAAACCCAAACCACUGUUAGAAAGCAUGGACAGCACCCCUGUGAAUGCAGAGAAAUCUGCCAAUGAAGAAGUGAAACCCAAAGAGCCUGAAGCAAAAGAAGAAUCCUCGGAAUCACCCAAUGUGCAAGGGGAUGCUGAUGAGGAAAUUGAUGGAGCAGAAAGAAGUAAUUUGCCCAGAGGUGAGCCAUCAAGAAGAGGAAGAGGUGGAGGUGCUGUGAGGAGAGGGAGAGGUGGAAGUGUAGGAAGGGGUACUGCCCCAAGGGGGCGCGGUAGAGAAUUCUACAGCAGAGAUGGCAGGGAUGGCCGAGAUGAGAGAAGAGCACAUUCUACUCGAGAUGGCUCCCAGAGAUAUGAAAGGAGUUCCAGGAAUGAUGGUGAUCAGAGAGAUAGCUACAGAGAGCCAAGAGGCAGAGGAAGGGACGAUGAGGAUCGAAUGAGGCAAAGUUCAAGAGAUGGACCUCCAGGAAGAGGUCAGUACAGGAGGUCAAGACCUGAGAGGCCUCCUAGAUUCCAAAAGAAUUCUCAUGGGAGGGGGAGGGUAAGACCUCAGCGAGGUGAGCGAGGGCCAGACACAGCUGGCAGCAGGACCAAAGACAAUAGCGAGAGAAGUCUAGUCAAUAGUGGCAACAAUAGUGAUGGAGCACCAAAGGGUGCAUCUAGACCUCCCCUACCAAGGCAGAACUCCUCUGAUCUGAACAAUGAUGAGUGGGAGACUGCAUCUGAGAGCAGUAACUUCAAUGAUCACAAGGCAAGAGAGAAGGAAGUCGCAUCAGAAGGUCCUAAGACCACUGCUGACAAGGCAGUAAAGGAUAGCAGUGGUAAUGCUCGCAGUAAUGGUGAUCCUGAAGGCAGACCAAGAAAUGAUAGGAGAGAUGUUGGGAGGAAGGGACCAACUAAUCAGAGGCAGGGAGGAGAUAGACCCAGCAACAGGGACAGCUACCGAUCAGACCAUGAUCGGAGAGAUAAGGGGUACAGGAACGGGCGUGAUAACCGCGGUCCAAGCUCGAGAGGGGGACGUGGACGAGGGGGCGACAGGAAGUCGGAUAAUGGCCCUUACAUGAAGCGCAGUGCUGGACAGAGAGGGAAUGCAGAACAGAACCAUUCUGAUGUCUUCAGGCUGGAUACGAUAGUCCUUAAUGAUCAGAGAUCUGUUAAUAAUGCUCUCAAUGCCUGCAUGCACCCAAAGAAAGCUACAAUGCCAAUGGGUAAACCUCUGGAUAGUACUACCCCAGUCAGUUUGCCCAUAGCUUCAAAGGAAAAGACUAAACCAGUUCUGGAGAAGAGAAAAGAUGUUCUUGCUACAUAUGAUAUUAACACCAAUUAUGGUGUUGUAGUGGUAGAUGAUGUCCCUGAAGUGAUAGUGGAGAACCCCGAUGAGCUUCUGACCCCUGAUGCAGGAUUUCAACCAGUGCUGUCCAGGAAACAGAAAGCAGCAGAAUCAGAGAGGAAAAAGUUGGAGACCCUCACGUCCGAGAUUGGAAAGAAAGCCAAGCUAAGUACUCCCAUGAAGACCCGGCAUUUGAACACCAAGCUCCCACCUAGACUGCGAGGGCAGGUUGCGUCUAAGGAGAACAUGAAGGAACCGGCCUCGGUGACACCCAUCGGCACUGGACCCAGGACGGGUACACUUAACAAAGCACCCGGGACCAAACCAUUGAGCACCGAAGGCAUCCCCCCGUUGAUGGGUAGCCCUGUAUCUGCUGUCAGUUUGCAAAUGGCGCCACCACCUGCUCUGAGGAAAGUUGCCAUUGGUGCGGCACCGGCACCCCCUCCACCGCCCAGCAAUGCAUGGGAGAAACCUCCACUGCUCUCUGGGCCUCAACCAAGCACGGCUGCAGCAGCAGGAGUACCGGGUACCCAACCGCCCAUGCCCGCUGCAUCAAAGGCCGGUGUGGCUGCUACCGCUGCUGCUGUCCAGCAGGGCAAGCCGGAGUCCUCCAACGAUCAGCAUGAUAGUGGUGUUGAACUCAAUAGUGAUCAUCACACGUCAAAUCCACCCUCACAGAGGAGCUCACCUAAUGGUGAAUCUAAGGCAGAAGCCCGCUUGGUGUCUGAGCUCAAUGCUUACGGCCAGCAGUCUAAACAUUCUCCCUUGACCUCCCAACCAGACUGGUCAACGGACAUGGCACCCCCCUCCUCACGCCUCCCUGCGGUGGGCUUGCAGAGCGUGGCUGAAGGAUCAACCCAUGGUCAGACGUAUUCCUCCAGUGGUGGAAUCGGCAAGACUGCUCCUACCCAAGGCGAUGACGUGACGAUGAGGAAGCUUACAGUGGAUAUGGCUCAGGCAUCUGGGGUGAUUGGUCCAAAUGGUCUAAUGAGUCAGAGUGGUCAAGCUCACAGCAGCCCUGGUGGACGUUCUGGACAGUCCAGCAUGAUGCAAUCAUCGCAAGAUCAGAACAGAAGCAACGUCCAGUCCCCUACGUCCACUGCUGCUACAGAUGAACUCAACAUGAAGAUAGAGAGUGCAAGGAACCUGUGGGAUGCAGAUGACAGUGCACCCCCUGCUCCUCAACCAACCCAUAGUGAAGCGAAUCUCUCAUCGCAGGGCUUGGUGUCCAUGUCCACGGCAUCAGCCAGUGAUCAGCAGCAGAAACAGCAUAUCCAGAGAGGUGAAGGCCCCCGGGAUAUGAAUACCAUGAGUGAUAUCAGUGCUGGUCAGUUGAGCCAUUCUGCAGCGAGUAUCUUACCUGCAAGUGGAGCUUCUGGAAUCACCUUCGGAAGCUUUCCAUCGAGCGAUGUCGAUCUGAUGGAAAAUGAUGUCCCAACGUCGGCUUCCUUCACCUCGAAUCUGAAUGCUAAUAUGAAUGCAAACAUGAAUGCAGAUGAUAUGGAGAUGACUGUCCCAAGCAGCAGAACAUUUGCCCAGUUUUCUAGUGCAAGCAUGGAGGUAGAAUCUCCUCAAGAGAUUUUCACUUCUGCAGGGUAUGCAAACAAAGGACUGUCUCUUUACACCAGCAUGAGUGGUAAUUCUUUCCCCGCUGCCACCUUUCCUUCGUCCAUGUUGGAUCAUCCUGCGUACAACCCAAAGCACAUUGGUGGGGAACAGCAAGCAAGAAUUCAGCAGCAACAACAGCAGCAGCAACAACAGCAGCAGCAACAACAUCAGCAACAACAACAGCAGCAGCAGCAACAACAACAUCAGCAACAGCAGCAGCAGGCCUUUUCAUCCUCAGUGCUCAUGGCUCAGCCUUUCAACAUGGGCAAUUCCCUGACAAGUGGUCUAGCUGGAAGUGCUGUGGGAAUACCCGGUGGUGGAAUCAGUGGCACCAACUCUCAGUCGAUUCUCUCUCAAGGCACAUCGGGCCAGUACUCAUUCCAGGGCCCGGACACGUCGCGUCUUCUGGCGGGCACUCCAGCAUUCCUCACUCAAGCUUCAUUCCAAGGUACCCUCAUCCAGCCCCAGUCUGGCGGCUUGCCGUUUGGCUUGAACCAAAAUGCUGCCAUGGCUCCAUCCUCCCCUGCCCCUGGUGCCCCAUCCCAGCAGUCGUACCCGCAGGCUGCUGCAGGGUUCCUGCCAGCCCAGGCUCCUCAACCAGCACCACCUACUGGUCUUCACUCCAACUUUGGUCCUGUCUUGUCGGUGAGCAUGCCCCAGAAUCCGGUUCCUAGUCAUUCCUUUAUGAACCUCACAUCGCCAUCGUACACAAGACCAAGCCAUGACCUGGGCCUGACAGCAAGCCAUACCAGCUCUGUUAUCAUGAAACCACAGACGAGUAUUGGAAGCCUCACCAAGACUGUGUCUAGUGUUCCUUUUGGAGCUGUGUCUGUAGGGCAGCAGUCACAUUUGUAUACACAGCAGAGAGCAAAUACUCAGUUGGGUGCCCAGCAGCCUAGUUUGAUUACCAACAACACCCUGAUUGCUGCUGCAGCCAUGCAACCAAACCCAACCCCUGCCAAUGCACCGGCCCACCAUCCAACGCAUGGCCAGCAUGCAUCCUUCUUCAGCGGAGGUGCUCAGGUAGCUGCUGCAAACUCGCAAGUUGGAAGCACCAACUUCUUCAACACCCUCCAAGGCACCCGUUCUACCAACCUGCAGGGAUCUGUACAGGCUAUACCCAUCCAGCAGCUUCCACAGACUACCAUGUCUACCCAGUACCCAAUCACCCCUCAACAGGCUCAUCAGGCAUCCCAGCCCAUUGUCCACCCCAUUGGUGCUCCAGUGGGAGGCUUCCCGAGUGCCUAUGGGGAUAUUGGUACACAACCCAAGCACCAUGGUAGGAGCAUCCCAUCCGGACUUAGCAUGGAAAGACAGUCCACGCCCUCGGUGCACAUGGAUCUUUCUGCUGAUCUGCUCACUCGGAGCGAUUCAUCUGGAAGUAGGAGCAGCAAUCUGUCCCAGCAUGUUGAUGCAAAGCCCUUCAGUCCUAAUAGGCAGAUGGGAAGCGGGAUGGCCAAUGCAAGUAGCAAGCCCCAGGAGGAAAGGUACAGUAAUCCUGGCUUUAACAACAAAGUGAGUAGCUAUAAUCCAGUCGAUCAGGGCAUUGGUGGUAAGCCCCAGAGCUUUGGUGCGACACAGGUUUCCAUUGGGCAUUAUAGUGCUGAAGAUCGGAAACCAUACAGUCAAUCAAGGGGCUCAGACACUCAGCGAAUGCUGGUGUCUGAUGCUGAAGCACCGGUGCCUAGUUCACAUCCUGCUUCGCUCACAUCCUCACUGCCCUACUCAAUGACAACCACCACUACUGUGGCCGGCAUGAGUCAAAAGCCUAUUUUCUCCCAGGCACCCAAAGUGAACCAGCCACCACCUCCGGCAUCAACGUCACAGCAAUCGACACCUCCCAAAGCCACUUCCACAAGCUCCACACCCCCAGCCCAACCACCCCUGCCUCAUCGAGGAUUCAACCUCCGAACUGGCUCCAACAAUCCGAGGAUGCCUCCACAGCUCUUUGGCCAAGCCAAUCCUCAGAUGAUGACCAUGAUGGGAAUGCGAUUUCCAAUGCCUUUCCCUCAAGGUCCCCCGCCCCCUCGUGGAGCCCAGUUCAUGCCACCUCAGCGCAUGCCUUCCAGCACUGCUAAUGUGAAUCUACCAUCUGGACCUUCACCAAACCCUCAGCCAGUGGUACCACCAGCUCCCAAGACGAGCCAGUCGGCACCCAAGAUGCCACAAAUGUCAACCUCCAUAUCGCAGUCUACUGCAUCAUCGCAGGCCAAGCCAGCAGCAAACGCCAAGCAAAAUCAAUCAAAGAAUCAGGCGGCCACCAAGAACAAGUCCUUGGCUGGUUUACCUGGACCAAGUGCCAAGCUAUCCAAGCCUCCCAGCCACUUUAGUAGGAGGGCACCUGUUGACCUCAAGAUGACUCCGGAAGAAAUCAAGGCAGAGCAGAACAAGGAACGAGAAAAGCUUCUAGCUUCUACCAAAGCAUUCUUCAGCAAUCCAGAAGGCGGAGAUCCAAAGGAAAAGUCAGACAAAGCAGAAAAGUAGAAUGAAUUGGUGAACUUGAACACUAAUGCUGACAGCUUUGUUUUAUCCGAGGAAUUAACAUUCUUUCUGAGUGGAAGAUAAUUGCGAUGGUUAAAAGCAGGACAUUUGACGACUUAUACGAAAGUUCAUUUCCAUGGACACUGAGUUGGAGUAGAAAUAAUGAACAGGAGAAAGUUUGCAGCCAUGGCUCAUUGUUUAAAAGAAGGCUACAAUAGAAAUGCAAGUGCUUAUAGUGGGCAGCAUUCCAGGGAAUGUUGGACAUUCAAAUAGUGUUAUCUGAUGAUUAUUUCAUAUGAUCAAAGACUCACUUUGCAUUCAUAAUAGUUUGUUCCUCACAGGUUCGUUAGUUUUUCAGUGAUGAAUGUGAAAGGUUGUUGGGAAAGGCUUAUUAUUUUACAACAGGAAUGAAUGUUUUGAAAAAACAAAUACAUGUAUAUUUAUAAAUGAUAAUUUUGAAACUUGUGCUAGAUUAUUUGAGGAUAAUAUUUGAGAAGCAUUAUAAGAGGCAUGUUGUGAUGUAUAUUAUUGAGAGGUAAUUUAGGAUCAACAAAUCCAAGCUGAAAUUUUAUAUUGAUUUAGCUUUUUGUUACCACACAUAUUUAAAAUAUGUAGCUUGAAUGGAGAAUAUAAUGCUGAAUGUUGGUUGUAUCAAAUAUUUAAAGGUCUUGUAUUUUUCCUAACCAGUAAGAGGUUACAUUUGAAUUGAUGUCCCUGCAUUCUAGCUUCCACUUCAUAAGAUCUUGACUUAGAAAGAUAUAUAUUGAAAUAGAGAUCUGCCUUUCAAGUAGUUGAAUUAUUGUAUAAUUAUGUUGACGAUGGUCCAUUUAACAUGUUUGUUGCUACGAGAUCGCAUCAUUUGAAGAUUUAAAACUUGGUUUUAUGUAUUGAAUAAAGUGUCACAUGAUUAAUUCCAGAGUGUAUCUAGUUUGACUAUAUGACGAGUGUUUUGUGAGAUAAUAUGAUGGAAGGUGACUUGACAUAAUAUAUUCUCUGUGAUGAAGUUUUCCCACUUUAAAAAUCACUUGGUAUUCUGUAACAUUUUUGAAAUGGACAUUGUAUAGAUUAUCUUAUGAGGGUUGGAAGGGCAAUAAAUUCUUAUAUAACACUCUUCUGACUUGUAGCUAAAAGUGAAUAUUUAUGCUGUUUAGAUAACAUUGGCUGUUUAUUGAUGUACAGAUACAGCCCUAAUAAAUCAUUGCAUUUUUGUUGUUUGAUUAUCAGUUUAACAUUUCUUUUCUUACAAAAAAAUUGUUUUCUAUUUUGUAAAUACAUGCAUCAGGCUCAGAUUCAUAAUCUAGAAUGUGUACAUAUGUCUAAAUGUUUUUUCUUACCAGUAACUUAUUGCACCUCGUUUGCAAUCAGAAAUAUGAGAACAUAUUCAUGUUCCACUUCAUAUUUGAAAUGAAUGCUUCUGUCAAAUGGAUAUUAAUUUGUCCUCUAUGUAAUCUUUUAGAUGUAAUCUUAAAGAUUAAUGUAGAAUAAAGUAACAGUUCGUGAUGAUGAAAUGUCCAGAUAUUACUGAGCUAUUUACAAGCAUAUAUACAGCAGGCCUGGUUUGAAGCUCAUUUACAUGUAUGUACAUACGGCAAAUCUUCAAAUUUGUCACUAAUUAUUCAUACACGACUUCAUGUAUUACUAUUUUUAUAUUUCAUUUACUUACAACACAUUUUUUGUUUUGUGUGAAUGGGAAAUGCAUACACAAUAUAUUGUACAUUUGUCUUUUUUGUAUCAAGUUUGAUUUGUUAAAUCCUUCAUGCGCUUUGCCUGUGGCAUUAUAAAGAUGUUCAAAUUAUUUACGAAGACAACACAAAAGUUCUAAUGAUUCAAGAUUGUCUAUGUAUCAUUGAGAGUAGUGUGAAAAGCAGUGACUUAGUACUGCUCCAUUGUUCAUGUUUGAAUGUACAUUUAUGUUGUGGAUGGUUUUAAGGAGUCUAAAUCCAAGUAUUUAUGUUAUAUUUGCAGUUGUGUAAGAGUUACAAAGGUACUAACACAUAUUGGAGUGUAAGUAGCAAUGCUGUGUGUACCAGAUUGAAUCCCUGUUGUGCAUAUAUUCAGGUUUACGUUUGUUUUCUAGUUCGAGAAAUGGAUUUUAGCAUGUCUCGUUUAAUUUUUGCUCAUUCAUUCAUUCAUUCAUAAUCUGUCCUCGCAAUUUGCUUUGAAAUGAGCACCAAGUAGUGUGUGCAUUGUUGAAAAAAAACUGCUAGUAUUAAUAAAGUGAAUUUUUGAUAACUUGUAUAUUACCGUACAUUAGCAAAGAGACUGCAUGUGUAUAGUUCAAUUCUAACAUGAGUAGUAAAUAAUAAUCCCUCUUUGUUUUUUUGUUCAUUUUCAUCUUGUCUCUGUAUCUAUGCCUAUGACUGCAUAGAAUCUCUCCUUCACAAGGUUUUACUAUGGAAUGAUCGCCCAGUAUGCGCUCUACAUUAUUAUGACUUCCAGUUGGAGUCGGAUGUGUUUGGAGCACGUGGGAUAAAGAACUGUACAUAUCUUGUGUGUACGUACCAAAACCUUGUGUGCCUCGCACGAGCUUGAGAGACGUGACAAAACUUAUUGAAUAAAAAAUGCAAUUCCUGAUUCGUCCAGUAUUGGCGUCAAAACAAAA